AUGUAUCUUCCACGCUCCUUGAUAUCGAAACUGUACUCGCAUCUGCAAGCCACGCGACAUCCGCUGUCCCCGCCGGUCCUUAUCCUCGUCGCAUUAGAACCCGAUGCACUAUGUGCGUGCCGAAUCCUGACGAGGCUUCUCAAGCAUGACUAUAUCCCACACAAGAUUCACCCCGUAGCCGGGUACAGUGACCUCGAGAAGGCGGGUGCCGAACUGGUAGCCCCAAUGAUGGAGUCCCAGGGCGGUAGCGGAGGCGUCGUCGUGUGUCUCGGUGUCGGGGGUAUGAUGGAUCUUGGGGAAGUCCUCGGCCUUGAAAGCCAACCCGAAGCCCCUUACUCCGGUGUCGAGGUAUGGGUCAUUGAUGCCCACCGACCCUGGAACUUGGGCAAUGUCUUCGGCGGCUUCCCACUGGAACCGGCCGCGGAGAAUUCAAGCUCGUACCAGUCCAGAACUCCGCAUGGCGUGACGGAAGGCCGAAUCCAAAGAGUAUACAAUCCGGGCAAGGGCGGUAUCGUUGUUUUCGAUGAUGGUGAUGUCGAGGAGGAUCUGACUGGGGAACGCGACGCGUAUCUCGCAUUACUGGAUAUGCCCGAUGUUGAAGACAAUGGGGAAGAUCUAGGCUCUGACGACGAGAGCGACGGGGGUGGGGAUGAGGAUAAUGACGGCCAACAGUCCCCUCGCGCAGGGCAAAAGAGGAAGAGCCUAUCGGAUGGACAUGAUCUCGAGGACAGCGACGAUGAGGACAGCCGGCCUAGACAACGAAGGAGGAGCAAUUCGUCGACUCCGAUUCCAGAUUCCUCUCCUCAGAGGCCUCAGCCGAGAGGAUUAGUAUCAUUACGAGAACCAUAUCUGGGCCUAUCGAGCGAUCCCAUUGAGCCUCCUUCAGCUGCUCAAGAAGCACCAGCUCCGUCCGCUCGAUCGUUGAGGAAGCGUUUACUACGAAUGCGGCGAACUCACGAAUCAGUCAUUCGGCAGUACUACCGAAACGGUUCCUGUUUUGCAGAACCCAUAUCAUCGAUGAUGUACUCUCUCGCAUCAGAGCUCGGUCGCGAAGACAAUGACCUCCUUUGGCUUACAAUUGUGGGAGUUACUUCGAUGGAGCUCUACGGACGCUCCUCGGCUGGUAUAGCGGCGCCUGUAAGGUCGUCAGAUAGGAGGAAGCCCACAGGCUGGCUGGGUGUCCGUGGUGCUCGCAUACGCCAACUGCUGCGUGAUGAAGUCCGGAGACUGAACCCACCAGAAAUCACCAACGGAAAGGUCGCCCCUGAGAAUACAGGCAUAAUUCCCACCACUGCUCGAAACCCCGAGGACACUGGCAUUCGACUGUCUCCUGAGCCGAGGUUUCUACUUAUUCGACAUUGGAGCUUGUACGAUAGUAUGUUGCACUCCCCAUAUCUAUUCUCGCGUCUAAAAACCUGGAGCGAGACCGGAAUCAAACGCCUUCACAAGCUGCUCGCGAAGAUGGGUGUUAGCUUGGCACAAUGCAAACAAAACUACACGCACAUGGAUAUGAUGCUAAAAAGGGAACUCCGAGCAAAGCUCCUCAAGUAUGGGUCUUUAUAUAAUCUUGAUGAGAUGGUUCCCGCUGUGGAUACGGACGGGAAGGAUCGCGGGGGCGCCAAGGACGGCUGGGGUUUCGUCAGGAGCUGGGGAUGGAGAGCAACUCUAAGUGCUGAAGAUGUGGGAGUUGUCAUUGGUGCCUUGUUGGAGGUUGGCAAGCACGCCCAGUCUUUGCCGGAAGCUCCAGUCACAGCCGCACAGGCCUCCCAGGAUCCCGACGAAGGGUUCGAUUUCAGCGCACAAGCUGAAGAGUGGGUGGCCCGGUUCUGGGAAGCCUAUGACGCACUGGAAGAUAUCGAUGCUCUCAAGGCCGGUCUACCUACCGCGCAAUUCCUGCACCGUGCAAUCUACCGCACGGGAACUUCGCUCAUCAACAAGAAGCAAAUCAAGCAUCUGCGUGCUUUCCGGAUGUGUGUUGUCAAAGAUGGACCGGAUGUUGCACUAUUUACCCAUCCUGCUGCUCUAACCAAACUCUCUCUCUGGAUCGGUGAGGCUCUGGGUGAGCAAGAAAAGGAGGCUCAUGGAAAGCUAUCUCACGGCGGACGCGGAACCCCCCUGGUCGUAGCCGGUCUAGAUGAGAAGCGAGGGACGUAUGUUAUUGUCGGCACCGGUGGUGGUGGCGGCCCCGAUACCGCCUUUCUCGACCGUGAAGCAGCGAAACGAAAACAAGAGGAGCGAGAGGCCAAAGCGAAGAAGAAGGAAGAAGCCAAGAAACUUAAACAAAAAAUAAGGGAAGAGAAGCGGGCGGCAAAGAUGGAAGCUGGCCAAGAUGAGGAUGAAGACCUGGAAACGGAAUCUGAGGCGUCAGAUGCGUCAGGCUCGGACGAUGACUCGGACGACGAUGAAAUGGAGGACCGUGACAAGAAGAGUUAUGGCCUGAACAAGUUCGGCAUUGCCUUUGCCGAGGUUGUGUCGGAGACAAGUGCUCGGGUUCGGAUAGACAGCUUCGACAACUGCGUAGUCGAAGUGAGGAAAGAGGAUUUGGGUGGCUUCCUAGAGAGUCUCAGUAUGAAGACUGUCGUGGGCUAA
Molecule: messenger RNA, 2589 nt
Organism: Clonostachys byssicola
Lineage: Eukaryota; Fungi; Ascomycota; Sordariomycetes; Hypocreales; Bionectriaceae
Source: the annotation of a GenBank genome assembly